CCGAGGUCCACAAGGCAUUUCAGCCUCCGCAAUGGGCCAAGCAUUUGGUAUCGUAGCUCCUUACAAACAGGAAGCUCUCAACCUACCUCAUACAGAGCUUCUUCGAAUGCUCUUUGAUCGAUCACCGGCAAGCCUUGUCGAACUCUUUGCACAUCCCGUUGAACCCCAUGCCUUCCCUAAAUUUGAGCCAGAGAGGAUCGGCCGUAGACUGAAGUUCGAAGUUGGCAAUGAGGCGAGUGGUGAAUUCAAUCAAAGUUCACUCUACGCUCUCCCAAACGAAUUGCUCGACAUUAUUUUCGAACUCCUUAACAUGGAAGAUGCUGUCAGUCUUAGUCUUUCUAACUCUCUUUUUGAACGCGUGGGUCAAAAGCACAUUCGAGCCCUCUACAUUCCGCAUCUUGGCCGGUGGGCAGAUGAGCGUGUCAUUGCUAUUGGAAAAAAUAUAUAUGCCGGUGAUUGGCCGGAACUUUUACUAGACAAGGAUGGUAGGGAUGAAUUUGAUGCUCUGGUAGAUGAGGAUACCGGAAUCUGGGCGACCCUAUACGAUGUUUUCACACUCGCUCUAGAAGAUAAUCCACUCUCUCCACAUGCGUCGCAAACCCUCCCAGAUAAGUUCCUCGGGGAUGUGCUAAAGGAUCGGAGGUGGAAUAGCAUCACGCAUUGGGAAGCAUCUCGACUCUUGGACAUAAUUUGUCCUUGGAAUGACUGGCCGGGUGACUGCUACGACAAGAAGGAGCCGUGGGUAUUACGGAACUUAAAUAAAAAGGAACUCGUAAGAGUGGCUGCGAUCGCUUUGAGACCAGAGUACAUCCAUGGGCCAUUCGUCGAUUUUCUAGGUCUAGGCGAAGCUAUUUUGUCCCGGAUAUGUUGGUCAUCUGAACCAGUGCAACGUCAGAACUGCCAGAGAAGCGACCUGAAUCUUCAUCGAGGUGUCUGGGCUGGGGAUGCUCUGGACAUUGUUCUUCAAGUCAGACAUGAACAAGGGGUGAAAAGGAAGAAAGAAGGACAUCUAUGGAAGGAUGUUAGCGACGAAGUCUCAAGUGAAUUACGGCGUCUCUGGAAAAUAGAAUUUGGAGGAAAUUGGCAAGAAAUUAUCUGCAAGACUUCAAAGGAAAUGCAGAAUUCACGGAUAAACCAUCAGGUAGGGCUGAUACGGCGGGAAAAGGGACACUCUAUGGCACCGGAGGAAUUCAGCCGAACCUUGAAACGACACCUGGAUAUGGUCCCUCCGGAUUGGCAAGUUGUUGGUGCUUGAGGCAUUACUGCUGUUACUUAGGCUGUGUUAUAUACACUGCUUGUUUCCUAUUUCAACAUUUAGAGGGCUUUGUCACAGCGCUAAUAUCCUACAACGACCCUCUCCGGACUCGUUCUCG
Lindgomyces ingoldianus is the source of this 1373-nucleotide messenger RNA. RefSeq lists its product as uncharacterized. Bases 32 to 1255 code for a protein of 407 amino acids. Lineage: Eukaryota; Fungi; Ascomycota; Dothideomycetes; Pleosporales; Lindgomycetaceae. The transcript has 2 exons. The record is from RefSeq and is a predicted model, not a curated record. Gene Ontology annotation, molecular function: protein binding.